CUCACAUAGCACAACACAGACCUUCUAAAAAAACUUAUUAUCAAAAUGUUCAAGUUGGUGGUGUUCUCUGCUCUCCUUGCCGUAGCUGCUUCUGCUCCAGGUUUCAUCGAAUCUCAUCCAGUAGUGUACUCGGCGCCCGCCAUUGCCGUGCACGAACCCGUUCUGACCAAAGUGGGUGCUGUUGUGAAAAGCAUUCCCACCUCCAUCUCCCACCAAAGUCAAUCGGUUGUGCACAGCUCGGCGCACUACGUUGAACCAAUUGUUGCACCAGUUAUCAAGACCAGCUAUGUAGCUGCUGCUCCAGUUGUGCAUACCUACACUGCACCCAUUGUGAAGACCAUCGCUGCACCAGUGGUUCUGAAGGCGUGGUAA
Anastrepha obliqua is the source of this 372-nucleotide messenger RNA. RefSeq names its product cuticle protein LPCP-23-like. The record is from RefSeq and is a predicted model, not a curated record. The transcript is spliced from 2 exons. Bases 46 to 372 code for a protein of 108 amino acids. NCBI's taxonomy places the organism in Eukaryota, Metazoa, Arthropoda, Insecta, Diptera, Tephritidae.